This is a messenger RNA of Penicillium digitatum Pd1, 1095 nucleotides long. RefSeq lists its product as uncharacterized. NCBI's taxonomy places the organism in Eukaryota, Fungi, Ascomycota, Eurotiomycetes, Eurotiales, Aspergillaceae. The record is from RefSeq and is a predicted model, not a curated record.
AUGGGUGUGAAGAUGGCUGAAUGCGAACCUCCUCCAGUUCCUAGUUUCUCUGAUUCUAUAUCCGACUGUUCUUCGACAACUCUAUCCAUACCUACCACCCCACCUCCCUUCGAACCGAUCUUCCUGCCUUACUGGGCCCGUUACGAGACAAAGUUUGCCCAGAACCUAUUAGACUACUCCGACGAGCCAAUCGAAUACGAUCACGACGACGAGGACUAUCGCGACAACUGCUUCUUCUUCCCGGAAGAUUGCUCGUGGACACCGCCAAAAGAUUGCAUUGCGGAGACAGACUGCAGAUCACUGCAGGAGGAACCCGAGAUCCAGGUGGAGGAACACACGCCUUCGGUAGGCCAGGACACCGACACCGACAACAUGAUUCCCGGUCUCCCCGAUAUCAAGAUGCUAGACGCGGAGGCGCUAAGCGAUCUCUUGGAAGAUAACCUAUCCCCACCGGAGAUCACAACGAUCAUUGUCUUCGCAACAAACGGCGCCGUUUUCGCCCACGGCUCCUCCCUCUCCUCCCGCCAGCUACGCAACCUCAGCGCAACCUACGGCGCCGCCUACACAUGCUACGCCAAGACGGCCUCGACCGGCAACCUGACGGGCGUCAACCCAGCCAGUAACCCCUCAUCCUACGUGACCGCCAAGUCGAUGUCGCUGGGCGACGUAGGCUCGAUCGUCUUCGAACUUGACGAGUCCGUCGCCGUGGUAACUCGAAUCGCGGACAAAUUCCUCGUCGCCGCCGUCGGCCCAUCCAGCCUAGACGCAACAGAGCCAAACGGCGCCACUAACACCGACUCUCUCACGACUGAGAUCAGCAUCAUUGAUGCUGGUAGUGGAACUUCUAUAUCCGAGGGCUCACAGGGUGAUAUCUCGCGCACACUAGCUGCCGCGCCUGCGUCUCCGAACCCACCCCACAACGGCCGCCGAGAUCCCCAAUUUGAGAUCGACCGCAGUGCCGAUCUUGCGCGUCUGGCUAGCUUGAACCUCUCCGCCUCGCCAGCCGUCCUGCUCGCCUUGGAAUCUAAAUGCGCUGCGCUAGGACGCUUCCUCGGGGAGAAACUAGAUGAUUUGGAAAGUCCUGAGGAUUUCUGA